Molecule: messenger RNA, 463 nt
Organism: Sphaerulina musiva SO2202
Lineage: Eukaryota; Fungi; Ascomycota; Dothideomycetes; Mycosphaerellales; Mycosphaerellaceae
Exons: 1
Coding region: 42-215 (57 amino acids)
Source: RefSeq, a predicted model, not a curated record
UCAAACCUCAUCAGAUUCAGCGCAGUAGACUAUGUAUACCUAUGCAUAACACGAGAAGGAGAAAGGAGAACGGAAAGAGGUUUUUUAUUCCCACCGAAGCAAAAGAAUACCAAUGUAAGUACAGUAGUGGACUCUCUGUCUCGGAGGAAUUCUACGCCAAAGAGAGAAGUGAUAAUGAAUAUCCAAAAAAGAAAAAUCUCUUCUUGUCUCAUUGAUAAAACCAGCUUUUUCGGACUCCGGUAAUCGGUCGGUUCCCCACACCAACUACUAACAUGUAGGUACAUUAGUUCUGACCAUUAUUAUAUUUCAUUUUCGAGUGCGGAACUGCGAAAGUGCGAAAAGCGAGCGAAAGAUACCUAUCUAAACUCAUAUUUGCUAGCACGGUAGAAAAGCAGAAGAAUCGGCACUACCUAGAAUCGGCUUUUUCGAGUGAUGUAUAUACUACCAACAGCUUGUUCUCCUA